Aspergillus oryzae RIB40 is the source of this 744-nucleotide messenger RNA. RefSeq lists its product as uncharacterized. Gene Ontology annotation, molecular function: N-terminal protein N-methyltransferase activity. Gene Ontology annotation, cellular component: cytoplasm. Gene Ontology annotation, biological process: N-terminal protein amino acid methylation. The record is from RefSeq and is a predicted model, not a curated record. The transcript has a single exon. Lineage: Eukaryota; Fungi; Ascomycota; Eurotiomycetes; Eurotiales; Aspergillaceae. Bases 1 to 744 code for a protein of 247 amino acids.
AUGUCCACAGACCCCGUAAAGCUCCUCCAAAGCAAUAAUGACGGGCUACCAGCAACCCGCCCGGACUCCCAAAUCGACCAAGCCGUCGCCGUCAAAUACUGGAGCGACAAACCCGCAACAGUGAACGGCAUGCUUGGCGGCUACGCCCAGGUCUCGCGGACCGACCUGCGCGGAUCCCGGAACUUUCUCGCAAAGGCCCGUCGAUUAGUUCCCGGAUGUCCGGUGACUGGGAAGCUCAAGCGUGGCGUGGAUUGCGGAGCUGGGAUCGGACGCGUGAUUAAUGAUUUUCUGGGCCAGGAGUGCGAAAUUGUUGAUGCCGUUGAGCCGGUGGAGAAGUUUUCCCGGGUACUGAGUGAAAGGCGGCUGACGAGGAAUUGUGCCCUUGGGGAGGUGCUGACUAUUGGUAUUGAGGAUUGGGUUCCUGGGGUUAAGGUUUAUGAUCUUAUUUGGGCGCAGUGGAGUGUUCCUUAUCUGACGGAUGCGCAGUUGGUGGAGUAUUUGGUGCGGUGUCGCGGUGCUUUGACUGAUGUUGGGCUUAUGGUUAUUAAAGAGAAUAUCUCUGAGGAGCCGGAGGGGGAUAUCUAUGAUGAGUCGGAGAGCAGUGUGACGAGGACUGAUGAGAAGCUACGCAGACUGUUCAAAGAAGCUGGAAUGCAGCUGAUCUUGUCGGAGGUACAAUCGGGCUUUCCUCGACAGUUGAGGCUUUUGCCUGUCAUAUCUUAUGCGUUACGGCCGAGGAUCUAG